Entamoeba histolytica HM-1:IMSS is the source of this 1866-nucleotide messenger RNA. RefSeq names its product chitinase Jessie 3, putative. The record is from RefSeq and is a predicted model, not a curated record. Bases 1 to 1866 code for a protein of 621 amino acids. The transcript has a single exon. NCBI's taxonomy places the organism in Eukaryota, Evosea, Mastigamoebida, Endamoebidae.
AUGAAAUUAGCUGUUUUAACAGUUACUAUAUUCAUGACUUUAAGUUAUGGUUUAAAUAUCACAUUUAGUCAACGAACCAAUUGUGAUGGUCUUGAAAGUGGGUUUUAUUGUGUUGACUCAACAACAUAUUAUUGGUGUUAUGGACAAUCCAGAUUUAAGCAAGCAACGUGUCCUAAUGGUUUAGAAUGCAAAUGUGGUAAAACAAUUUACAACCCAUGCAUGUGGCCGUUUCAAGGAAACACACCAGAUUGUGAUGGAAAACCAGGAAAGUAUUUCAGUGGUACAACACCAGAAGAACCAUCAGAAAGCUCAACAGUUAAUCCUCCAGAAGAUUCAUCUUCAAUUCCACCAUCACCUGACUCAUCUUCUACUCCUGUAAGUUCAAGUUCACAUACUCCAGAACCAUCAGAGUCAUCUAGUCAACAAAAAUCAGAGUCAUCUACAUCCCAAUCAUCUAACAAUUCAGGAGAUGAUGACUAUAAUCCUGACUGGCCAGAUGUUGAAAAAGGAGUAUAUUCCAUGGCACCAAAUACUCAUCUUCCAUUAGUACUAAAAUUUGACAAAAACAAAUGGAAAGAACAAAUCAAAGAAGUUGUUUCAAAUUCAAAUUAUAACAAUGAAGCAUUAUAUCAACCAGCAACAUCAGACUAUGCCUGUGCUCUUCACCCACCAUCAAAAUAUGAUAAUAAUCCAACACAAAUAUGGAUUGGAAGACCAAGUCAAUCAGUAACAAUUUCAUAUACUCCAGGAGUAGCAAUCCGAUUACCAGACAAAUAUUAUGGAAUGUUUUUGGGAUAUGCCAUGGAUGCUUAUGGAUUAAAUCCAGGAAUGCUUAUUGGACUUGGUGCAAAAGAAUCAUUUAGUUUUGCACGAUAUCAAGCAACUGAUGAUGGAAGUUAUUUCAUUGUUGCCAAUGAAAAUGAACACUAUGACUGCUACUCAUCAUCACAAAGAGGACUUUGUCGUGAUGGAAAUUUAGAUGGUCCAUUCCAAGUUGAAACAGGAGGAAUGUCAACUGAUGUUGCAAUAUUACCAAAUAGAUUCUGGAUUGGUGAAUCAACUACACCAAAGUCUGAAAGAAAGAUUAAAUACAUGUUUGAUAAUGAGGUUUUAACAUAUGCAGGAUUUAGAGCAUAUCAUGAUUAUUUCACAUUAAAUUAUGGAAGGGCAUUUGUAUUAACUUCUUUAGAUUUCCAUUUCAGGCAUAAUUUAGUAAUGAACAUGAAGAAGGUUGGAUUAAGAGACGCAUUGUCUAAACGAACCAAACGAGAACAACGAGACUCUCUUGAAUUUGCUACUGCUAUGUAUACAUACAAUAGAGGUGUUUUUGAUACUCAACUAAUCCAAAUGCUAAAUGGAUGUAAUGCAGAUAUGGAUCCAUGCACGGAUUGUAAAUUAGAUGGAUAUGGAGGACAUACCACUGACAUUAGAAUUGUUUGUAAAGCUGUUGAUUCAGUUCCAAAUAAAGAGGUGUAUGAUUAUAAUUUGAGUAAAGAAGAUGUUGAAUAUUUCAUUAGUACAAUUCAAUCAACAUAUCCAUUUAAUAACGUAGAUUGGAAAACACUUAGAAGUGAUGUUGACACUGCCUAUGAUUAUCUAAAAUCCCAAAGAAAUAGUAAUGCAAUUUCUUUCAGAUAUGAUUGGAGAACAUUACUUGCCGUAAUAAGAAUGCAUCUUCCACCUAUUGAAUAUUUUGUUGGUGACCAAGUCAAAACAUUCCAAGAUUAUUGGGGAGGUGUAUUGAAUGAUGACCUAGGUCCAUACCAAUCAGUUUCUAAUUUCCCAUUUAAAUUCUGUUCUACUUCUGGAGGAAGAUCUAAUUUAUGUUCUUCUAAGUCACACAAACAAGUUCAUUAUUCAAAAUAA